Cottoperca gobio is the source of this 2350-nucleotide messenger RNA. RefSeq names its product capZ-interacting protein. Bases 1099 to 1962 code for a protein of 287 amino acids. Lineage: Eukaryota; Metazoa; Chordata; Actinopteri; Perciformes; Bovichtidae. The transcript is spliced from 5 exons. The record is from RefSeq and is a predicted model, not a curated record.
GAUAAGAAAAGAGAACUCAGGAAAAGGGUUGGGAUUGUGGAUUAGGACACAGAGGCGGAGCAGAGGAGCAUUAGUAGAGGCUAUCUGAUGCUGUAAUACGUUUGGAUGGCGGUAGCAAGGUGGUGAGGUCAUGUUGAGAACAAGGGGGAAAAAGGAAAAUAAAGCUUGUGAUUAAAAUGUGGAAUGUGUGUAUAUCUGGGAAGCUUGGGAGAUCCAUGUUUCCAUGGGCAACAGUGCAGAGAGAGAGGGAACUGAGCGUGCACAGCAGGCAAUCUGACAGGAUUGCCUGCUGUGAGGAGACCCAUGAGUUUCUUAGUAAUCAAUAAAAGUAUUAUGGAAAUUAAAUCUAUAAUUUAAAACAGAAAGAGAAAGAGAGGAGCACCGUAAGCAGUUACCGUACAUUUUAAAUCAUUAAAUUAUGGCUACAUGAUGCAUGAGAAGCUGCACCGUCCUAGCUGGUACAGCUCAUGCAUGUUGGUGCAUAUUACAGCCUUCAUACAUCAGCUUACUUAUCACUUAGGCCUUAGAUAUGUGGAGUGAGUGAAUGGUCAUUAGAGGGCAGCGUAGAGGAGGGAUGCAAUCAGCUUGGGAAUAGUGGGAGAGACGGAAAGCAAAGGGGCCAAGAAGUGAUAACAGUGUGAAGCUGCAAGGACAGGUCCCUCCUGUCACAGGCUGCAGGGUGAUGUUGAACAGCUGUGGAGAGAGGGGCUCACUUCCUGUGUCCAAAGCCAAAAAAUAUGCUCUUUAGCAGGAUGAGAGACGAGUUCCUCCGAGAACAGCACCAAGUUGUUUUUGGUUUGUUUGCAUAUUCCCCCUCUUCCCUGCUGUGUUUCUUAACCCAUUUGCAUUUUUCAGAGGGAAGUGAAACAUGCUCUUUAUCUUAGAACAUCUCCUUAUUCCGCUACAAAAUGCUUGCCUGCACAUUCAAUGUUUAAUGAGAAUAUACUGUUUUUGUUAAGCAAGUCACUGACCCUAAAUAACGUCAUACUGUUUGUGUGCCUCAUCUAACAAGGCAUGUAUAUGUAUUGUAUUCAUUAAAACUUCUGUUGGAAAGUUUUACAGUUACACAAUACUAUAUUUUGAAAAUGUGACAAGCAUAUGUUAUAUGUUAAGACUUUUAUUAAAAGUAUUUCAGUUGUUGGAUCAAAUAUAUAUAUUUUCCAACAGGAUUCUCCCUCCAAGCCAUCUGUGGCUGAGCUGGCUGGAAGGUUCAAAGGUCACAUUCUAACAAUGCCCACCUCAAAUGGCGAGUUUCCAUUUCAAAGAAGACCCCCAUGUUCCCUAAAGUUGCAAAAUCAAAAAGAUGAUAAUGAAGAAUCGGAUAAAACUAACGUCUCACCAAAUCCCUUUAAAGUCAAGAUCAAGAACUCCUCCGUUAUUGAGAAACUUCAGGCCAAUCUUGCUCUGUCACCAACUGCUCUGCUGCCUUCACCCAAGAGUCCUGAGGUGAAGCUCCAGCCGGUGCCGUUGUCCCCCAUCACACCCUGCAGCCCGCAGAGCCCCCUGAGCUCCACCCUGCUGUCCUCACAUCUGUCCAGUGAAGAGGAGGAUCCCAUCAGCUUCGACAGCCCUCCUGAAGGCAUCCCACUGCCAAGCUUCAACAAGUCUCGUGCACGUCUAUCAUUCAAAAGGCGACCGCCCACGAGACUUCACAGGAGAUCAGCUGGAGAGGAGGCAGGAGCCUUCGGGAGUUUACUGUCCCCCUGUGAACUGUACAGCCCAAAAGAAAAUGGGGACAUAGACCAGGUUUUCAAAUAUGAACAGCCGGCAAGUCUGAAAGAAGCUGAAGAGAAGGACAAGGACUGUGAGCAAACAGAGAAUGAAGUAGCAAAGAGUGACCCAGAUGGCAGGGGAGAUCUGGAGGAGGUACAGGACGCGGGACAAACCCAGAACUUGGAGGCUUUGGAAGAGGAACAGCAGUCUUCAGAGGGGACGGAGGAGAUGCCUCAGGAGGAGCACUAAGGAGGAAAUGACAUGGUGUGAACUGUGAAUGUUUGUUCAAGAAAAGAAAGAGAAAAAAAAGAAUAAGUUAUUCAGUGCUUUGAUUAAGAGAACUCCCAAAAUACUCCUCAGAAAAAGUUUAUCAGUUUUUAAACUUUUUUUGUACCUGCUCUUUUUAAGUCCCUCUGUCGCCCUCUCCUGGGCGUCUCACAGAACAGGUCUAUAAACACUGGAGCGUUAUGAGAAGCAGCUUUUCACUGCACAUGGAAAUACGCAUCACAUACUGAUACUGUAUCCAUAAUCUGGCAGUGGAAAUUCGUGUCAUAUUGUAUCAAGUCUGCAAGAGCAGACUCUUGUUUUUAUGACAAAUUGCAUAUUUUUCUUUGCAAAUCAAAGACAUUGUUAAGAG